AGCGAGUAUCUACAAUUAUCUAGUCGUCUUUAUUUUCAUACUUAUGUAGGUACCUAUCCAGGUCGAAGAAACUGUAGUAUUAGGAUAUCUAUCCGAUAUUCAUUCCAGGUAUUUACGACACACAUGCACUUACAGAAUACUUACCAGUAAUGCCAUGUUAAUCAGACUAUUUGAUCAUGAAAGCUUCAUGUAUGUGGUUUCAAAAGAGUCCUGGAGAAUGAGAUGAUAGCUCCAGCCACAACCUUUCUCAUAGUCCAAUCAAUCGAUCAAGUUUCCGACACUACUCAGAAUUGGCCGUUAGGCUCAUCGCAUCCAUGGAUCUGAGCUAGUACAAUUGCAGCCUCACAGAACUCCCAUACGCACACACCACUACCUAAUUGCGCUUAGGGAGCCCAGGAGCCAGCCCCUGAAUGCCCUAGAAUAAGUAGAAUACCUACCUAACAGGUUCCAGCAGACCCAGCUGGUUUGUUCGUCGCAACUUCGCGUUAUCGCUAGUGACCCUUGUACCCGAUUUCUCGACACGCUCUCCUUACUUUUGCCCCGCCAUAGAGACCGAGCCUGUCGACUUAAACGGGGCUUUUACAUAGUAGGGGGGCUUAACGGGAAUUAUGCAACACACCCACACUCAAGAUGCCAUCCGCGAUCAGCACUGAUGAGUGGGAUCUCCCGCGCUUGAAAGCCUCAAUUGUCUUUGAGGACGAUUACCAAAAUCUAGCCUCCGAUGAUCAAGAUACCGAAUUCUUUGAUGUGAAAUUCUACCCCUACUCGGACGUCACACACGAUCCGGUCUUUGCCGCAGUGAGCAAGAAACAUGUUGUCAUAUAUCGCCUUUCCAAUAAGGCCAAUCCCCCUUACGAGCUUGUCCAGCUUUUCAGGGAUGACGACAAGGAAGCCUUGAAUUGCAGCUGCACUUGGACCAAAGAUCCUGAGACCGAAGUCCCCUAUCUUUGCGUAGCCGGUAGGGAUGCCAAAAUCAAAGUAUACGACGUUGUCCAGGGGAAGUUAGUAAAGGUCCUUGUGGGUCAUGGAGGAGAAAUCAAUGAUCUUGCUACCUGCCCAACCAACUUCCUUUUGAUCGCAUCUGCAUCAGAAGAUACCACUGUUCGAAUAUGGAGUCUUGAUCCUGCACACUCUCAGCAGCCAUGUGUUUGCCUUCUUGCUGGAGAAGGUCAUUCGUCAGGAUUAUUAACAGUCGCAUACCACAAUAGUGGCCGAUAUAUUCUCUCCGCUGGUCACGACAAUGUUAUCUGCUUGUGGACACUCCCGGACUUACCUCCUCAGUCCAACGGAAAAACACCCUCAAAACCUAUCGUAAUCCAUUAUCCUCAUUUCUUCACAUCAGAGGUGCAUAGUGGUAUAGUAGAUUGCGUGGCUUUCUUUGGCGAUCUCGUUCUUUCAAGAGCUUGCCAUGAAGACAUAAUAGUUCUGUGGCGGAUCGAGGGAUUUUCGUCACGCGACCCCCCGCCCGAGAUUUCUGAGGCACCUACGACGAGUGAUACGGAACGCUUAACCCGUUCUGCAUUCGCCCCUGCGACGGCAUCAGCAUGCCCACCUCAAUAUACUCGUCUACUGGAGUUCUGGACGCCGCAUUGUGGCCACCAGUUCUAUCUUCGUUUUAAGCUGUUUCAUGACAAGGAUAAGCACCCGGUGCUAGCAUUCGGUAACGCGAAAGCCAUGAUCUUCUUCUGGGAUCUCGCACGCCUAGGGAGUUAUCACCAAUUCAUCAGCGAAGUUCGAGAUCCAGACCGCGAUAAGUCCCAGCCAGUUCAUCGUCCGGGUUGGCUUGUUCCGAUUCAGCAUAGACAUAAGGGUGAUGCUGUCAGCAAGCUCAAGGAUGCCGCUAGCGAUAGGGAGUCAGUCGCAUCGGGGCGCACUGGCAGCGUCGAUAUCGAGACGCACUUGGAUCUUAACACAAACUACUCCCAGGAGACGAUAGAAUCCUGGGAAUUGAAAUAUGACAUGACACGCGUGGAGGAACCUAUACGAGCACAUUCGCAGAGUAGUAUCUCCGCUAAGGACUUCGUCGGACGGCAAGUAGCUUGGAGCGCUAGUGGUGAAUGGUGCGUCGUGGUAGGUAGCAAGAAUCUCGCUGGCAUCUUGCAGCGGUGGCAUAAGAAGGAUCGCACAGAUGACAAGGAGAAGAAGCCGGCUAAGACUACUAGGGCUGAAGGGAGUAGCGAGUCUACAUAAACCCUGCGACGCUAUAGGUGUGCUGUUUAUCCUUUCUGGAUCCCACACAACCAUUAUUUCAUCUAGGCCGGUACAUUGUAUACCAGUAUAAUAGUAGGGAAUGGGUUUUAAAUAAACAGGCUGUCAACUUCCAA
Messenger RNA from Annulohypoxylon truncatum, 2324 nucleotides. RefSeq names its product WD40 repeat-like protein. The coding region runs from base 631 to 2190 and encodes 519 amino acids. Gene Ontology annotation, biological process: negative regulation of transcription by RNA polymerase II. Gene Ontology annotation, molecular function: nucleosome binding; protein binding. The record is from RefSeq and is a predicted model, not a curated record. The transcript has 10 exons. NCBI's taxonomy places the organism in Eukaryota, Fungi, Ascomycota, Sordariomycetes, Xylariales, Hypoxylaceae. Gene Ontology annotation, cellular component: ESC/E(Z) complex.